Pteropus alecto (black flying fox) is the source of this 1861-nucleotide messenger RNA. RefSeq names its product protein tyrosine phosphatase type IVA, member 3 (gene PTP4A3). The coding region runs from base 794 to 1381 and encodes 195 amino acids. The transcript has 5 exons. Gene Ontology annotation, biological process: endothelial cell migration. The record is from RefSeq and is a predicted model, not a curated record. Gene Ontology annotation, cellular component: nucleus. Lineage: Eukaryota; Metazoa; Chordata; Mammalia; Chiroptera; Pteropodidae.
UGCUGACCAGCCCGGGGUCCAUGGAGAGGGCCUCGAGGGCCGGCUCUGAGUGCUGCCGGACCCAGCAUCACCACCACGCCGGCUGCUGAGGGGGCCUCUGCACCUCUGGCCCUCACCAUUGCCCUCACCCGCCGAUGGCCCCCGCUGCCCGGCCCGGGGCCGCCUGAGCCCCCUGUGCCCCGCCAGGACUCACCCUACCCCGAUGGGGUAACGUGACGGAGGCCCGCGUGUCAGAGCUGGCCACCCGCCCGCCCGCCACGUCCGCUGCCUGUGACCCCCUACCCCGAAGUGGCCCCGUUGGCUUAGUUCAAGUUCGUUUUUCCUUUGGUCCUUGGGGGUUGGGGUCUGCCUUUGAGUGAGGGGCCCUCCGCCCAUCCAGCGAUGCAGCGAGGGCGUCCCCAGGGACAGGCACAGUGCGGGACACAGCCACGGCAGCCGGACUCACUCUGGGCUUUUGAAGAUUUUCUUUGCUGAAAUUUUCGGUGGUUACUUUUAUUCUUGCCCCCUUAUAAUUCUCUGUCUCUGGGAGGCGGGAGCCUGGACGGGCCGUUCUCCUUUGGGGGGCCGUUCUUCCUCUGCGUUUGGAAAGAGCUCGGUUUUCUAUUCUAACUCUCCGUGGCCGGGGCAGCGUCCUCCCCGCUCCCAAGUAUUUGCACAAUAUUUGUGCAGAGUGUGGGGGGCAGGUUUUUUUAAAAGCAUUUCCUCUCCUGGACAAGCACAUUCUCAUUCGCACCGGGUUUGGGGGGCUGGGGUCUCCUCCUGUUGUGCUCCCUGCCCCGUCUUGACGGGAGCCAUGGCGCGCAUGAACCGGCCAGCCCCCGUGGAGGUGACCCACAAGAACAUGCGCUUCCUCAUCACGCACAACCCCACCAACGCCACCCUGGGCUCCUUCAUCGAGGACCUGAAGAAGUACGGGGCCACCACCGUGGUUCGGGUGUGUGAAGUGACGUACGACAAGGCCCCGUUGGAGAAGGACGGCAUCACCGUCGUGUGGCGGAAAGAGCCCGAGCUUCAGGCUCAGACAGGCCCGGCCCGAACCCCGCCUCUGCCUCUUCCCAGCUGUGACCCCAGGACCACACCUGUGAAGUGCAGGCUCUUGGCAGGACUCAGGGUAAAGCGUGUGCAGAACCUGGUAACAGAGCCAGUGGCCUCCCUCCCUUCCUCUGCAGCAGCCAGGAUGCGGGUCAGGGCUCCUGUCCUCGUGGCGCUGGCCCUCAUCGAGAGUGGGAUGAAGUACGAAGACGCCAUCCAGUUCAUCCGACAGAAGCGACGUGGAGCCAUCAACAGUAAACAGCUCAUGUACCUGGAAAAAUACCGGCCCAGACAGAGACUGCGUUUCAAAGAGCCGCACACGCACAAAACGAAGUGCUGUGUCAUGUAGCUCGGACCUCAGCGGCCUGGGGCCCCGGGGUGGCCCGGCUGCCCGCCCCGCCCGGCAGGGGCUCCGGGGCCUCAGUGCCUCCGCCUGGCCUUUCUCCCGACCCCGCCGUGCGCCCGCCUCCAGGGCUCUGGCCCCGCCCGUGUGUGCUCUGCUGUCCCUCUGUGUCCCCGUGUCUCUGUCCAUCUUGCUACUUCUCAGCUCCAUCCUUCCCUUUGUCUCCAUGUCCCACGUCUCUCUGUGUGUCCUGUGUGUCUGUCUUUCUGUCUCUCUGAGGCUGGGUGGGGGGCCCCUGUCCCUGGCCUUCCCUGUCGCCCUCCCUAGCCACCCCCUGGCAGCUGUCCUCUCUGGCCGUUUGUCGAGGGGACGGGUGUACUUUUUAACCACUGGGCCCAGCCCCUCCUCCCCUUGCCCCGACCUGCGCUCGGCACCUUAAGUUACUGUGUCUGGGGCCGGUCAGAUGUCCUGGACACGCGAAGGCAA